AUGGCAUUACUUUCCCCACAAAUACCAAAGACCGUCGAUGCAUUCGUGGAGGAGAUUAAAGAUCUAAUCAGUGGAUUGGAAUAUGAAAUAGAAUACAAAGUGGGAAGUCAAACACGAUUGCUUUCGGAUUUGGGUGUCCUAGUUAAUUCAGACUACUAUAAAUAUGUAAUGGAUAAAGACACACGUGCUAGAUAUGGUGAUACGGUCCCAGGCUCCCCCGAUGGGGGAUUGUUGGGGAAACCAGUCAAGGAGUCGACGACAAUAACGCACACGAGGGAAUGUACACUGCAAUCUAUAAACGUUACGUGGAUUCAAGAAAAUAAUAUAAUAAAUAUACUUUCCCUGGAAGUGUUGAUCAAAUGUGGAUCUAUUCUCGUUAAACAUCCAAAACUACAUAUCGAAGGACAUCCUGCCCCAGAUCAAUCUUAUCAUUGCAAACGUUGCGAUUUUCAAUUUACACCAUGCGAUGAAGACGGGUGCGACGAAAUCAUGUGGGAUACUUGGUACAGUCAUGAUUGGCUCAGUCAUGGGCAAUACCACUACCCUGCAUGGGGAACAAUCGUUUGUAAAAAGCAUUUCGAAAACGAGAUGAAGGAAUAUCACGAUGCACCAGAUUUCUAUCAACCUGAUUGCCCAAUGGAAGACGAAGAUUGUGAAUAUUGUAUCGAAUGGUUAGAAAAGAAUAAAUUAGAAUAA
This is a messenger RNA of Cavenderia fasciculata, 696 nucleotides long. RefSeq lists its product as uncharacterized. The transcript is spliced from 2 exons. Lineage: Eukaryota; Evosea; Eumycetozoa; Acytosteliales; Cavenderiaceae. The record is from RefSeq and is a predicted model, not a curated record. The coding region runs from base 1 to 696 and encodes 231 amino acids.